Messenger RNA from Phoenix dactylifera (date palm), 2091 nucleotides. Its product is annotated as UPF0481 protein At3g47200-like. NCBI's taxonomy places the organism in Eukaryota, Viridiplantae, Streptophyta, Magnoliopsida, Arecales, Arecaceae. The record is from RefSeq and is a predicted model, not a curated record.
UCUACUUCCUCCUCUCCUUGGUCCUACAUAUUCUGUUUUUCAGAGCUCUAUAAAAUUUGAGCUUGGGAAUACUUUAUCUUCCAUCGUAGCAGAUCAACGUCCUCAGACCGGAUUUUAGCAGCACAAUAUCAAAGGCGCGAUGGACUCCUCCGAGAAGGCCAAAGGAAAGGAGAAGGUGGAGACCACGGAAGCGAGCGAAACCAUAAUUGCUGUUGAAGGGGAGGAUAACUUCAGGGCAGCAGGCGGCCUUUCCCCUGGCGAUAUCGGAGCAUAUGGAAGCCGAAUGGACGAAGCAACGGACGUUGGGGCCAAAAAAAGGCAGGAUAAAAUCCGUGUCAUCGUUCAAAAGCCACAUAAUUACACUGCAUCCAAAAGCACCAGCACAGCUCCUGCAAGCGCUGAGGAUAACUCCAGGGCAGCAGGCGACCUUUACCCUGGCCAUAUCCAAGGAACGGACUUUGAUGCCCUAAUAAUGCUCGGUGAAAUCGAACAAGCCCUUCAGAAGCCACCUAGUUACACUGCAUCCGAAAGCAUCAGCACAGCUCCUGCAAGCACUGAGGACCGUGACAAGAAGCUUUACGAGCCAAGGGCGGUGGCCAUCGGUCCCUGCCACCGGAAGACGGAGAAUAAUUAUUUCAGAAUCACAGAUAAACACAAACUGUGGUGUGUGAAACAGGAAAUCGGCGAUAAUUACGAACGAGACCUCGGUAAAUUCCUCCGUAAGAUGGAGGAGAGGAAAGAAGAUGCUAUGAACUUUUAUCGCGGGCGGUAUGGGGAAAAUAACUUCAGCAUGGAUUCCCAUAGUUUUCUGAAGAUGCUAACGCUUGAUAGCUGCUUCAUCUUGUUUGCGCUUUCAAUUAAUUAUGAUCUUGCCAAGGAAGGCCCUAUGCUGGUGGGCUCAAAAGCUCAACCAUGGGCAUCACAUGAUAUAGUGCGGGCAUUGGAGCUUGUCAAGACCGACUUGCUGUUGCUCAACAACCAAAUCCCUUUCUUUAUCCUUGAGGAUGUUUUCAAGAUGAAAAAUGAUAUUUGCCCAAAAGAAAAGAAGCAAAAUGGAGGCAAUGAAGGCAACGGCUCAAUCAGAAAAUAUGCUCUCGAAUUUUUUGAUUUUCCCGAUUUAGGAAGGAACAGUUCGAAAGACCCAGAAAAUGGGGAGGUUGAUCAUCUGCUUCAUUUGUACCACAUGUAUUUGGAGCCACCGUUGCAUCCUGGUCGAAGCUGUCUUGGAGAUAUUCUUCCACCUAUCGAUCCACAGCGAUCUCUCCCCAGCGCAACGGAGCUCCAACGAAAGUCUGCGGUGAAUUUUAAGGUGAAAAAAAUGGAAGGUGUGCCGCAAAGCGUACUCGACGUAACGACGUGCAAAUCUGGAGAUAUCCAGAUGCCGAAAUUGCGCAUCAACGACCGUACCAAUCUUCUCCUCCAUAAUCUAAUCAGCUUUGAGGAGUAUCUUGACAUCAUGGGCUCGUACGUCACAGCCUACGUCGCAUUCUUGGAUCACAUGGUGCGGAGAGAAGAAGACGUGGAGCUGCUUGAAACUCGUGGGGUGUUGGAGCACAGAUUGACCAGCCCUGCGGAGGUGGUCGCUCUCUUCAGGCAAUUACAUUAUGUGAUCGAUCAUUCUAAGCCGCCGGGUUACUUGGCUAAGGUAUACAAGGAGGUGAUUCGUUGUAGCAACAGCACGCGGCGCAGAAUGUAUGCCGAUGCGAAGCAACGUUAUUGCUCCAGUGUAUGGCUGAGCAUCUCGUUUGUUGCCGGUAUCGCUCUAUCAGUUGCCGGCCUCAUCCAGACCAUCUAUGCCAUCAUCGGCGCCUAUAAAAAAUGAGUGGCACCGCUGCUAGCUAGCUAGGAGCAGCGUUUGAUGUUAUUCUGAAUAAAUCGUGCAUGUAUGUAAUCCAUCGCGUAUGAUCCGUCCCACUUUCCUGUGUUAUAUUGUAAGCUUCCUGAUGUCUCUCCCCUCGAUUUCAGGGAUCCUCCCUCCUUCGGGGGAGGCGAAGUAUUUUUCAUCUUCUUUUGGUGUAAUAAGUGUGGUGGUAGUUACUUGUGUGAAUUCUCCCCCUUAAUGUAAAUUAAGCUUCCAAGCGGAACUUCCUA